CAAUUGAAGAAAAAAAAAAGAAUCAAAAUCAAUUGCUUUGCGUGCGGCAUCGAUUUAGUCGGAACCCAAAUCGAGGGUUUCGCAAGCGAGAUCGUCGCCGGUGACAGGGACGAGAUGGACGCCGGCGGGGGCGGCGUCUUGGCCGCCGUACUCUGCAUGCUGCUGGUCUUCGCUAUCUUCCCCCUCCUCCUCUGGCGCCGCCGCUCCGAUGCCGCCACCGCCGAUAACCACCGCCACCCGCCCCAGCCCCUCCAGGAGGAUCAAGUGCUGCACGGCCGCGCGGCGGCGCGACGGAUGCGUCGGAGGCCUGGGGCUGCCGGAGCAGGCUCCUCUGCCGCGUCAACUAGCCGCAAUGUUGUAGAGGACGACGCGGAGAGUGAUGAGGAGGAGGUCCCCGAAGGUCGCAACGUCCCCAGAUCCUCCAAAAAGGAGAAGAAAAGGCAAGAGCGAGAGGCGCAGCGUCAGGCUGAAGAAGCUGCACGGGAUUCAAGGAGGAGUAAACAAGACCGAUACGAUGAGAUGAGGAGGAAGAAGGAUGAGGAACGUGAGGCACAAGAGAGGCAAUUGGAAGAAGAAGCUAGGGCACGGAAAACAAAGGAAGAGGAGGCUGCUGCUUUAGAGUUUGAGAAAUGGAAAGGGGCCUUUUCUGUUGAUGCUGAAGGUACAACAGAGAGUGAGACACAAGACGAUGGUCAGGGUUUGCUCCACAACUUUGUGGAAUACAUAAAGAAGCAGAAGUGUGUUCCCCUAGAGGACCUGGCUGCAGAGUUUAGGAUGCGAACCCAGGACUGCAUCAACCGAAUUGUUACUCUGGAAAGCAUGGAUAGGUUAUCUGGUGUGAUGGACGACCGUGGGAAGUUCAUCUACAUCUCCACUGAAGAGAUGAAGGCAGUUGCAGAGUACAUCAGGAAACAAGGGAGAGUGAGCAUAUCACAUCUGGCCAACAACUCAAACCAGUUUAUCGAUUUGGAGCCCAAGGCCCAGUACGAGGAAGAGAGGCAGCAAGAUGACAGUGCAGCAGCGGGCACAGAACCAUGAGAAUUCCUUGGCCUGGCACCAGCACCAUGUAGCAUACUCUUGUGUUUCUGCGCUCAGGGAUGUCUGACUUCUUAAGUUGCGCUAACAUGGUUCUAAGUUGGACACUGGCCAUAUAUGUAGUGGUAUAAUGUACUUGUGCUGACAUGCUAAAUACCAUCAUACCAUGUAGAACAGAGAACUUGAGGGUUUGAAUUUGAGAGCGGAUACUGAAUGAGAGAUUUAUUGGAAGCCUCCGGUACUGGGUCUGCCCUGCCCAUCUGGAUCUAAUGGUUUCAAGCGCUAGUAUGAAAAGAAAAAACCGAACUUCGAUACUCUGCUCCUUGCA
Messenger RNA from Sorghum bicolor (sorghum), 1363 nucleotides. RefSeq names its product DDRGK domain-containing protein 1. The record is from RefSeq and is a predicted model, not a curated record. Lineage: Eukaryota; Viridiplantae; Streptophyta; Magnoliopsida; Poales; Poaceae. Bases 115 to 1038 code for a protein of 307 amino acids. The transcript has 7 exons.